UUCAGACUCCAGGCUUCAACCUGUUUACAAAGCGGCUUUCCAAGGAAGGGGGGUGGGGGCUAGGGCCAAACAAAACACCAGCCGCCGUCCCCCCAAACAAAAAGUGACUUUCUGGAGCCUUCAAGUCAACAGGCACCACUAAAAACAGAAAAGAAGAGGGGGAAGGAAACGACGGCGAGCGGGCAGCUGCCUCCAGCUCUGACAACUCCUGAAGGACGCACUUUUAGAAGUGGCCAGCGGGCGAGGGCUCUGCCGAGGGGGACCAGAAGGUGCCAACCGCAGAGGGGCGCGGAUACCUCCCCCUGCCGCCCACGCCACCCCCUCUGGGUUUUGUUCACCGUGCUGUCAUCUGUUUUUCAGACCCUUUUUGCAUCUAACAUGGUGAAGAAAGGAGUGAGAAGAGAACAAAGUAAUUCCUGGGGGAGCGAAGAGCGCUGGUGACCGCCACCACCACUGCGAGCUCCUGCCGCAGCGGCCACCCACGUCCACCAUUCGCCGGAGACUGGAGAGGCGCAGGCGGCGAAUCCGAGAAAGGAGCGAGACAGCGGCUCUCCCCGGGAGUUAUGGAUGUUGGCGCAUUCGCUUCUGGCCAGAUCCGCGCCCAGAGGGAGCUAACCAGCAGCAGCCACCUUCAGCGGUUUCCCUGCCUUGCCCCAGGUCUUACCCUUCCAGUAUGUUCCUUCUGAUGAGACAAUUUCCAGUGCCGAGAGUUUCAGUACAAUGUGGAAAUGGAUACUGACACAUUGUGCCUCAGCCUCUCCCCACCUGCCCGGCUGCUGCUGCUGCUUCUUGUUGCUGUUCUUGGUGUCUUCUGUCCCCGCCACCUGCCAAGCCCUUGGUCAGGACAUGGUGUCACCCGAAGCCACCAACUCUUCCUCCUCCUCCUCCUCCUCCUCUCCUUCCAGUGCGGGGAGGCAUGUGCGGAGCUACAAUCACCUCCAAGGAGAUGUCCGCUGGAGAAAGCUCUUCUCUUUCACCAAGUACUUUCUCAAGAUUGAGAAGAACGGGAAGGUCGGCGGUACCAAGAAGGAGAACUGCCCGUACAGUAUCCUGGAGAUAACCUCAGUGGAAAUUGGAGUUGUUGCCGUUAAAGCCAUUAACAGCAACUAUUACUUAGCCAUGAACAAGAAGGGGAAACUCUAUGGCUCAAAAGAAUUUAACAACGACUGUAAGUUGAUGGAGAGGAUAGAGGAAAAUGGAUAUAAUACCUACGCAUCCUUUAACUGGCAGCACAAAGGAAGACAAAUGUAUGUGGCAUUGAAUGGAAAAGGAGCUCCCAGAAGAGGACAGAAAACCCGAAGGAAAAACACCUCAGCUCACUUUCUUCCCAUGGUAGUACAGUCAUAGGGGAAGGCAGUGAUAGUAGAGGCAGUGGAACCAAAGGAUCUUUUGCCAGGAAUCGUUGCUACUCUUCAUGAAGACAGUAGUUGGAAAAGCAAAGACACAUUGCAGAUAUCUGCUUGCUUAAAAGAAAGCAGGCUUUGGAAGGCUUUUGUACUCACUGCUGUCACAUGAUGUUCUUUUCAAUAAUUCUGUGUCAUGCCUCAUAAUCAAGAUAUAAGCAGAUCAAAUGGGAUGGAGAUUUUUCCCAAACAAACAACGUUGUGGCUGGGGUUUUUUUGUUGUUGUUGUUACGUUUUUGUUUUUGAACCUCUGAGAUAGAACAUAAAGGACAUGGAGCAAUCUGUUGAAUGAUCUUCGGGAAAAGUUAUUUAUGGAAUACGAACUCAUAUCAAAGACUUUCAUUGCUCAUUCAAACCUAGUGAUUCAGUGAGCAGUAAUAACACGCAAGCAUUUACUGGAAAGCAUUUGGUCAUCUAUGCACAACCAAAAGAGUUUUGGGUGUGGCCUUGUGGAAGAAUUGGAUAGGAUUGAAAAACAUAAACAUGUUAGUGUGAAACUGUUCUAACAAUAUGAAUCGUAUCGUAUGCUUGUGCAGUCUGCCUUCAUCCCUUUCUAUUUCUUUCUAAGUUAUUUAUUUAAUAGGAUGUUAAAUAUCUUUUGGGGUUUUAAAGAGUAUCCUCAGCAGCUGCCCUCUGAUUUAUCUUUCCUUUUUCUUCAGCACAUCACCUGCACGUCCAUGACAAUGUUUUUAAAACUUGGCAAGCACUUCAAAAGUAGGAGAUGAGAUUAGGGAAGCAAUAGGAGUAACACGUGUGCUGUCAGUGGACUAAGUCUGCACUCCUGCAGAAAGCGCCAUCCACAGUCAACAUGGCAGUGCUGGCCCCGGGUUUGAGUGAAGAUACCUGCCAUCCUUUAAAAACAUAUAUUACCCCUGAGGCUUCCUUUUCUAAGAAAUAGACCAGACGGCCAAAUUCUUCUCUUUUGAUACAUCGAUUUGUUUCCAAGAAUACACAUAAAGAAGGAAAAUUAAUUGGUAAAUACAACUUCAUAACUUCGCCUCCUUAUUUACUAGUGAUUUGUUGCCUUAUGUCACAGUGGUAAAUGAUGAAGAGGCUGUGUGUGUAUAUAAGAACCCUUUGUAAGUCCCACAUAAUGCAUCUCCCCAAAGGAAUGAUCAAGGAAUUUGGUAAGAAGUGCAACUCUUCUGGGGCUUAAACUGAGCAAAUAGGUCCUGAUCUAUGUGUAAUCACAUACUAAAAGCUGUUCCAGUUGUUGAUCUAGUCUUUACAAAAUUUUCUGUAAAUUUAAAGAGCUUUAGAAGGUUCCAUAUUGUAACCAUGUUGGAAUUCAUUUUGUUAGAGCAGGUAUAGAAAACAGCGCAUAAGAGGUUACCAGUCAUCUUCACAUUGUAUUCCACUAAAUAGAUACAUACAUAAGCCUUAUUUGCAGUGUCUGUAGUGAUUUAAACAAUGUAGAAAAAUAUUAUUUGUUCUAAAUACUUUAAGCGAUAAACUAUAAGAGUAUAUUGAUGCUGCAAUUUUAUCCUCAUAUUUCUUGUUUUGAAAAAGUCUGUUUAUUUUCAUUGUUUGGAUGCAGUAUUUUGGCAUAAGGAAAAGACUCACUAAAUGUGUCUUUUAACAAAGUUUGACCUCUAGAAAGGCUGGUGUUUUGUGAUUCUCUUAUAACUUAUUUGUGUCAAUGCUUAACCAGCACUUCCAGUUAGUCUGGUAUUUAAAAAUUAGUUUUAUUAAGUAAUUUUCUCAUAAAAUCAUCUCAUUAAAGGUCUUAGCUUCUCUUGCUCUUCAAAAAAGUUGAUAUUUCAAAAGAAAUGCAUUGGAGGCACCAUGUCUUGGCUGAUGGAGCAAGUUGCAUCUCAUGGUACUUUGCUUCCAACUUGCUUUUUGACAAAUGGGAUUCUAAAAAUGUUUAAUUUUUGUGUUUGGAAUCUGGAUGUUAACAUGUAAUUUGUAACUGAGUCUGAGAACUAUAAUGUAAUGCAUUCCUAUCAGAACUAGAUACCUUUUUUCUUUUAUUUUAAAGUAAUAAUUGCACCUGACACAUGAACACGGACCACCCACAAACAAAAUUAAAUGUUUGGUGAGAUAAAUAUAGUAUUAUAUGACCACAGUAACAGCAAAUAGGGCACAAACUGGAUUCUUAUUUCACAUAACCAUUUAGAUUACCAAAGAGACUAUGUGUAAACAGUCAUCAUUAUGGUACUCAAGACACUAAAAUAGCUUCUAGCAAAAUGUAUCAAAGCUUGCAGAGGCCAAAAAUAGAAAACAUCUCCCUCCCUGCCCUCCUAAAUCCUCCCUCAAACCCAGAUCUUAACAGAGAUAAAGACAGAAACCUUUUUGUAAGGAGUAAUGAAAUUCUCCUGCGUUUUAAAAUGACAUAAAUGAUAUCUUUGCUUGAUAUUGAAAUACAAUUCUCAUCCCCUUUGCAACUACUGAUGAAAAACAGUUUCAGCCCUGAAUGUUGUAGAUUUAAAAAAAAGCAGUUGGGAUUCUGGGGCCUCUGCCUCUGUGGAAAGUGUGGGCUCUGGCCCACAAAGUUAAGGUGUAUCAGCCAACAAAUUUUUGUUCAUAUGAGUAUUGGUUCUGAGAAGAUUCCUCAUAAAGAUAUAGAAUCACUCCCUCCUCCUACCUCCCAAAAGGCUUAACAAUGUAUAGUAUGUUACAUUUGAAUAAAAACAAUAAAAAAUGCUGGGAAAAGAAAAUAAAAAUAUUGUCCUUGUUUGUUUUAUUAGCCUAAAACUCUACCUAGUAAUAAAAAGAGAAGCUCAAGUGUUGUGUGCAUGGCAGGAUGUGGUUAAAUGCUGCCACCCCCCAAACCCCAAACAACAACAGAAAAAAAAAAAUUACUCAAACAUUUGUAAGGUUUCUUUAAUGUUUCACAUGUGUGAGUCAGCUAUCCUUACUCUAAUAACAACCAAAUGCUUUUGAUUUUUCCUAAGUAUUCAGGUCCACCUAGUUUACACAGUGGAUAAAGAAGAAUGAAUUGAAAACAAGGAUGGCUUGUGAAACAAUGAAAAGCUUUUGGAGGGAAGCCAGGAGGCUGCAAAAUAUGAUUUCAAGGGGAUGGAGUAGGCCAAUGAAUUUGGUUUGAAAAGUAGAGAGAAAAAAAUACAUAAUAAUGCAAGUUGCUUCCAGGGCCCAAGCAAUUUUAUGAACAUAAUUUAAAAGGAUCAGCAUUCAUGCUACGCAGUCCUCGUAAUUUAAAUGUUAAUUCAGAGUUUAUGAUUAUUCAGUGAAGUGAAAUUUACCUUUUUCUUAUCAGUGAAUGGUUUAGUUGGUCCAAAUUUUGUCUAAUAAAGAUAUGUAUAGGAAGGUUGAAAUGUUUAAGAGAUGUCUGUACAUAAGCAUAUAGACAGGCAAACAAAUACCAUGUUGAUUAAGAGUUCUUGUCUAUUUCAUUGACAAGACUUUUGAAACUUAAAAAUGCAAAAAAAAAAAAAAGAACGAGAGGGAGAGGAAUACCUUGAAAGUAUGCUAGGAGAAAAGGGGGAAACUUUUAGUUCUAUGGGAAAGGAGGCAACUCAGAUCUGCUUCCUCUCUGACACUCGUUUCCUCUGAUCUCUGGCUUUAUUCCCUUGGCUGCUGCUUGCCUUCGAUUUACUUCCUUACAACUCGAAAAUCCAAAAUUCCUUUUUCUCAGGAUCCAAAGAGGACAACAUCCUAGAUAUUACUCAUUAUUGGCCUGGUUUGGAUGACAUACCAACCUCUAGAGCAAUCACUAGGACAAGGGAUUUGGGCACUGUGAUUGGCCCAUCUUCAGUCACAUGACCACAGAGGAGCAAGGUGCAGAUUUUGGCAGCCCACACACUUGGAAGUACUGAAGAAUGGGGUACCAAGGAGAAAGCAGAACUGGGCAGGUGCAAAAAAAAAAUGGUUGUUAGCUACAUCUAUUUAAAUGAGACUACUGACAAACAUAUUUUUUUUUUACAAACAUAUUUUUUAUUCCUGUAUUUUUCUUCACUGAUUCUAGUCUUCACCUAUUUGUCUAAAUCAGAGAGGUUUAAAGAUAUUUCUUGUUCAUACAUUCUUUAAAAUGGAAAGAUUAUAUUUGUGUUGUUUUGGUUUAAGCCAAGAGUAGGACCCUGAAUAUAGCCAGGUUCUCUGUGUUUCUGGAAACUUUAUAGAAUGAUAAUUGGGAUGAAUGCAACUUUUCACUGAAUAAAAAAGCUGAUCUUCCUAUUAAAUAUCAACUUGUAUCAAAAAGUGAUGUUAUAAAUAUUUCUCUAAGUUUAUCCCAAUUAUGUAACUAGUAUCUUCAAGUAUAUCAGCAUAUAGAAAAAACUCUAACAUCAAUGUCGUUCAUUUUCUUUAAAUUGUAAA
Nycticebus coucang (slow loris) is the source of this 5681-nucleotide messenger RNA. RefSeq names its product fibroblast growth factor 10 (gene FGF10). Bases 721 to 1347 code for a protein of 208 amino acids. Gene Ontology annotation, biological process: positive chemotaxis; animal organ morphogenesis; positive regulation of epithelial cell migration. Gene Ontology annotation, cellular component: cytoplasm. NCBI's taxonomy places the organism in Eukaryota, Metazoa, Chordata, Mammalia, Primates, Lorisidae. Gene Ontology annotation, molecular function: chemoattractant activity; type 2 fibroblast growth factor receptor binding; growth factor activity. The transcript has 3 exons. The record is from RefSeq and is a predicted model, not a curated record.